Polypterus senegalus (gray bichir) is the source of this 2383-nucleotide messenger RNA. Its product is annotated as tripartite motif-containing protein 65-like. Bases 1 to 1617 code for a protein of 538 amino acids. The record is from RefSeq and is a predicted model, not a curated record. The transcript is spliced from 6 exons. Lineage: Eukaryota; Metazoa; Chordata; Cladistia; Polypteriformes; Polypteridae. Gene Ontology annotation, molecular function: protein binding.
AUGGAGAGUGAGUUUACUGCUGAGGCCUGUUCCUCGUGCUAUCAGGCAGGCUUUCCUCUCAUGAUGGCAGCAGCUAAACCAUCCAUGUUUUUGGAUCGCUACUCCUGCUUGUUGUGUCUGAAUGUCCUGAAUGAGCCGGUCAGCCUCCCAUGUGGACACAACUUCUGUAUGAUUUGCAUAAAUGACCACUGGGAUCAGCUGGAUACAGAGGAGGCCUACAGAUGUCCUCAGUGCAGAAUGGAGUUUCCUUCACGGCUAAAACUUCAUAGAAAUGCCUUACUUUCAAACCUCCUUGAGAAAUUAGGAAAAGUGAUGGGUGAAGAUCCUUUGUUUCCAAAUUAUACAAGCGCCGAUGAUGCAACCUGUUUUAUCUUAACUUGUCAAAAACCGACAGCAAGCAAGGGCUCCCUGAACUUUGAGGCCUUGUCCUGCGAAGAUGCGAUCCAAAUGCACAAGAAGCCUGAAGAUCUGAAGGGAAAUAAAUGGGAAGAAGGGAUUGGAGACCUCAGAGAGAAACUCUGCUGGAAACACCAGAGAGACCUGGAAAUGAUAUGUCGGACUGACAAGACCUGCGUCUGCUUACUGUGUGCAGCUAACGAAUGUAAGAGCCAUGACACGGUAACACCUGAGGAGGAGACGGCUGGGAGACAGAUUCAGACACAGAACACAAAUUCGAAGAAGAAGAGGAGAAAGCAAAAUAGGUGGGGACGGAGAAGAGCCACGACGAUGGAAGAGACUGCAGAGAGGAGUCAGGCUGAGUCCUCUCUCCUGGCCACACAUGACAGAAGGGAGGCUCCACGCUCUCCAUGUCAUUCUUUGGAGGGAGCCUCCAAAGAUGGAGACGGAGACAAACCAUCCAUCCAUCCAAUUUCCAACCUGCUGAAUCCGAACACAGGGUCACGGGGGUCUGCUGGAACCAAUCCCAGCCAACACAGGGCACAAGGCAGGAAGCAAUUCCGGGCAGGGCGCCAAGCCACCGCAGACAGAGACAAACCCAACGUUAGUAUUCAAGAGGCCAUCAUUCCACCUGUCAUCCAGCGGAAUCUGAAAAUUAGAAAUGGGCUUAUAAAAUACUCCCGCCUGCUCACCAUGGACCCUAACACGGCACACAGACGUCUUUCCCUGUCUGAUGGAAACACCAAAGUGACAUAUGAGGAGAACGAGAACCCGCAUCCUGAUCAUCCCGACAGGUUUGACUUCUGGGAACAAGUUCUGUGCCAAGAGGCUCUGAGCGAUACCUGCUGUUACUGGGAAGUCGAGUGGAGUGGAGGCUGGAUUGAAAUUGGAGUGGCAUAUAAAGAAAUAGCAAGGAAAGGAGAGAGUCAAGAGUGUCUCCUCGGGAGCAAUGAGAAGUCCUGGAGUAUGUCCUGCUCUGAUUCCGUCAACUCCGCAUGUCACAAUAAGAUGAAAACUGAAAUUCGUGACCCUUGCAGUCACCGAAUCGGCGUGUAUCUGGACUGUCCUGCUGGCUCGCUCUCAUUUUAUAGCAUCUCAGACAGAAUGGUCCUCCUGCACAAGUUCAACACCUUUUUUACGGAGCCGCUCUAUCCGGGGUUUUAUAUCGGUCCAAACUCGAGUGUAACAAUCUGCCUGGCUGACCGCACCAUCACCCCGUAACGUGGGAUGUCUUCUGAGUCUUCUUCGUGAAGUCUGAGAUGCCAGGAGGGCAGGAAGGGCAGAAUGAGGUUCACAUUCAGAGAUAAGAAUUGAAAAUGAGUGCAGAUUGCGGCUUUAUCGUUCAUUUGUCCAUCCUGCUUUUUCCUGUUAUGAUCUGGCUUUCUUAUUCAGUAUAUUCUGUUCACUCUUCCUGUGGUUUUUUUUCUCUAGUAUAUUUUGUAUUCAUUGCAGCCUUUGUAUGCAAGAGAAUCCAUUUUUAUCAUUAAUUCUUAGUUUUGGCUUUCAUUUUAUGUGAAGAAAUUCACGUUUCAUAUCCCCAUGGCACCAUUUUUGUUUUUGCAAUGGUAGGAAGGUCUGGUUGGUGACAAAAUGACAAAGUCAAUCUAAACUUUCAACUGUUAGUGUAAGAGGCAAUCUUAGAAAGUUAUAGUUCAUGCAAAAGUCUCAUAAAUGUCUGCUGAUUUCAAUAGGAUAUCAGUUUCUCAUACUUACUUAAAUGAUGGUGUCACCUUUUAGUGUUAAUUAAGCCAGUUAGGAAAUCGUUUCACUGCUAGAAGAGCGGACUGUUAGAUUAACUUACAAACCAAAUACUUUGGCCGGCAGUUUUCUGAUCGUCUCCUGAUGCUUCUAAAACCUUUAAAGAGCACAGGAACAUGUGAAAGUGUGGCUAUAGAGAGAGAUGUAACAAGAUAAGAUAUGUAAGUCUUUAAACAGAACUUUCAUUUGCUUUCCUUUGUAAUAUCAAUUUUUUUUUCUCUAUUUUUGU